UUCUCUCAAGAGUCAAAUCUCACACACUCAACCCCUCCAAUUCAUCCCUGCUGCCCUUUUUACGUCCCCAUCUUCCCCACUUUCAUUCUUCUUCUUCCCACUCAUCCUCUUCUCUCGUUUCACUUCACUGUUCAUUUCUUUCCCCCAAAACCCUCGCCAUCUCACAAAACCUCCAAACCUUUCCCUCAUAGGAUCCUCAAAAUUUGAACUGAGAUCAAAUCUCGCAAUCUCUCCUCCUUCAAUGAUAGAUCCCUACCUGAAUUCACUACACUACCAUAUGCUGCAGUAGCAAAUCUAGGAGAACCCAAUAACCCAAAGAAAGAAGGGGACAAUACCCUACAAAAACCAGAGGUGGAGGGAGAGAUCGAAGGUACAGACUUGUAACCAAAUAAGGUAUAGAGAGAGUGAGAGAGAGGAAACCCAGUAAGUGGAAGUGGAAUAUCCCACAAGAAAGAAGAUAGAUGAGAUAAAAGACCCACCAAGAGAAAAUCAAAAUCAAAAGAAGAAAAUGGAUUCAACAUUAGGUGGAGGUGGAGGUGGAGGUGGAGGCGGUGGUGGAGGUGGUGCAUCAGAGCCUAGCUCAGGGGAGGGCCCAUCUGUGACUGGAGGCGGAGGAGGUGAAGGAUCGUCGGCAGCGCCGCCGAGUCGGUAUGAGUCACAGAAGCGGAGAGACUGGAACACUUUUCUACAGUACCUGAAGAACCACAAGCCCCCUUUGUCACUUGCAAGGUGCAGCGGAGCUCACGUAAUCGAGUUCCUAAAGUACCUGGAUCAGUUCGGGAAAACGAAGGUGCACUUGUCUGGUUGUGCCUAUUUCGGCCACCCAAACCCACCUGCUCCUUGCGCUUGUCCUCUCAAGCAGGCAUGGGGCAGCCUUGAUGCCCUCAUCGGACGGCUUAGGGCGGCUUACGAGGAGCACGGUGGACGGCCUGAGUCAAACCCUUUUGGUGCGAGAGCCGUGAGGAUAUAUCUAAGGGAGGUGAGGGAAGGGCAAGCCAAGGCUAGAGGGAUUCCCUAUGAGAAGAAGAAGCGGAAAAGACCCACCACCACCACCACCACCACCCCGGCGGCGGCAUCGAAUGCUUCAACAGCAGCACCGGCACAAGGAGUGGCUGGUGGUAGUAGUGGUGGCGGCUCUUCAGAAGCUGCGGCUGCCAGUACUGUUGCUCCUCCAUCCACUACUUCCGUAUAGUAGCUCCUACAAAAUUCAUUCCCAUCUUUUGUAUAUUUCCACUGCUAUUUUUGAGUUCUUAUUAUAUGUGGCAAUUUUCCCUAAUGAUUUGAUCUUUAUAGGAUCACAAUCUCUCUCUCUCUCUCUCUC
Messenger RNA from Macadamia integrifolia, 1321 nucleotides. RefSeq names its product protein LIGHT-DEPENDENT SHORT HYPOCOTYLS 5-like. Lineage: Eukaryota; Viridiplantae; Streptophyta; Magnoliopsida; Proteales; Proteaceae. Gene Ontology annotation, biological process: response to light stimulus; mRNA transcription. The transcript has a single exon. Gene Ontology annotation, cellular component: nucleus. The record is from RefSeq and is a predicted model, not a curated record. Bases 509 to 1192 code for a protein of 227 amino acids.